Molecule: messenger RNA, 2166 nt
Organism: Fusarium sp. VM40
Lineage: Eukaryota; Fungi; Ascomycota; Sordariomycetes; Hypocreales; Nectriaceae
Source: the annotation of a GenBank genome assembly
AUGUCUACCCGGCUUUGCUUGCCGUGCCGGCACGCAUUCCUCAAUCUACAGCCGCCUAAAGCAAAACUCAUUGACAUUUAUUAUUCUCCAUUCCACGAGGGUCCAUGGAAAGCUUUCCAAGGCCAGUCAGAUGCGUCCCCGGAUAUUACCGCAUGUAACUUUUGUGCAUUCGCCGUUGCAUAUGCCACUUCGGACAAAGCCCUUGGCGAAUAUUCGAUUGGUUCAUUCGCUGAUUAUGAUCCCAAAUCGCCUCAACGGGAACAGGGCGAGCCUAUGUUGGCUAUUUGGGAUCGUGUUAUGUACAGCUUUGAAGACCUUUUCUCCAGAGGCCUUGGUCUCAGAAGACAAUUAGUCGAUAGUCUCAAUCAAUUUGAUAUGAGAAUCUUCGAAGCUACAGAUCUUCGCUUGAGAUGUCAUAGACCGAUUGACAAAACGUCAACAAGUACUUCUAGCCAAUCCAGUUUCAAGUGCCUGUCAACUUGGAUCCAGAAUUGUUCAGAGAAUCAUCGGUCAUGCCAAAAGCUACACACGCGAAGUGAUCAGCUCCACGAUUGGCUCCCAGCUCGACUUGUCAAGAUUAUUUUGAACGACCAAGGCACACCCGACACUAUUCGAAUCAUAGAAACCAACAGGGACGAAUUCAAAAAUCUCCAAAUCCAGUAUGCGACCUUGAGCUACUGUUGGGGUAAGAAGGCACUCACGAAACUGCUCAAAUCCAAUUUUGAUACCAUGACGACUAGCGGCAUGUCCGUACAAGACCUUCCCUUAACAUUUCGCGAUGCCAUCACUGCCACAAAUCGUCUUGGUCUCGAGUACAUCUGGAUAGAUGCUCUCUGCAUUAUUCAACUAGAUACAGAAGACUGGAAUUCACAGUCUGUCACCAUGGCAAAGGUUUACACGUAUUCCGCCAUCACUCUCGCAGCAGCAGCCUCAUCAGACGCCCACGGAGGGCUUUUUCGUGACCGACAACCCACAGGCAUUAACGGCACCCGAGUGGAUCUGAAAUGGCCUACCGCUGAUUUCGAAGGAGAAGUCCUCAUCAUGCCUACCGAUCCAUGGCUCAAGGCUGUCGCUCAAUCUCCUCUCUUGAAACGCGCGUGGGUUUUCCAAGAACGUCUCUUAUCACGCGGAACUGUCUACUUCGCCCACGAUAUGCUUUACUGGGAGUGCGGUGAGCUCUACGCUUCAGAACUUUACCCCGAAGGAGGCCCAUGGGAUCUACAGUAUAGAUACAAAGAGCAUAACGCUUCUGACAGAUUACUCCCAGGUGUACAGGCUGUAGGAGACUAUCGUUUCAAGCACAUUUACACCGACAUUCUCACGAAGGAAUUGGCACAGUAUAGAGCAGUAACAAAUGAGGAGAUGUUUCUCUACGUGUGGGCUUCUGUUGUAGCCCAGUACAGCGUUGGGAAACUUACAAAUGGAACCGACAGGCUUAUCGCUAUUGAUGGCGUCGCAGAGCAAAUGACGAGUAUUAUCCCAAGAAAGCAUUAUCUCAACGGGCUUUGGGGCCAGGAAAGCCUUCCUCAUUUCUUACUUUGGCAAAUCAGUUGGCUUGAAGAAACACCGCCCAGCACAAAGGUCGCACCGAGCUGGUCUUGGGCGUCUGUGAAUGCGCCAGUAGAAUUCUUCUUUCUAUUCCGCGCGCAGACUCAGCCCAACGUAGUCACGGAAGUUGUCAACAUUCUGAUUCCGGACCAUGCAAAGACGGACGCUCUGGGAAUUUCACCUUCUACAGCCCUGAUACUCCGCGGUCCUCUGACAGAAGUACAUUUCCGAAAGGCUUCACGUAAUUUUCUAGGGCCAUUACACUCGUGGUGGUGGUACCAGAGUCUAAGUCAACGAUGGACCACUAUCAAUCCAAUCAACCCAAAGCCAAUGCUUGUGUUUCUGGGGAAGGGCCUGAAGGCGGACCAUCCAUGUAUCAUUCUGUUGGAUCGGGAACUGCCCAAGAAGACGCAGGUCUUUGCAUUUAAGAUUGCAGAGGCUGAUAUUAAACAAGAUGGGGGAGUUAUGGUUCCGUCCGAGUGCGGGCUGUUGCUAACACUCUGUACCGACAAGGGACAAGAACGUGGAACCUUUCUCAGGGUUGGACUCUUUGAGAUUGGGAACAAGGUUGAGGGAAGAGAUUUGGAGCAACUCAGGGGUAGAAGAAAGGUUCUAUAG